Sabethes cyaneus is the source of this 5271-nucleotide messenger RNA. RefSeq lists its product as uncharacterized. NCBI's taxonomy places the organism in Eukaryota, Metazoa, Arthropoda, Insecta, Diptera, Culicidae. The transcript has a single exon. Gene Ontology annotation, molecular function: nucleic acid binding. The record is from RefSeq and is a predicted model, not a curated record. The coding region runs from base 1 to 5271 and encodes 1756 amino acids. Gene Ontology annotation, biological process: DNA integration.
AUGACUGCAUUGGGUCGGGCAGAGGCCUUCGUGAAUUCCUUCAACGCAGAACGGGAUCAAGCUCAGGUAUCGAUCCGUCUGGAAUACCUGAACAGCAUGUGGGCGUCCCUGGAGGAGGUGCAGGGGCAGCUAGAAGACAGCGAGGAUACUGAGGAAGGUAGGCAAAUCAACGCAGACAUUCGUGCCGAUUUUGAGCCUCGGCUGUUUCAAAUAAAAGCCGACUUGAUUUCCAAACUUCCUGUUUCAAGUCUACCAGCUCGCAUCCCUGAAAAUUCGUCUCACACUUCCGCUCUCUCUGGGUUGAAACUUCCGACCAUUUCUCUCCCUGAAUUCAAUGGAGACUACAUGCAGUGGCUAGGAUUUCAUGACACCUUCUUGGCAUUGAUCCACUCUAACGGGGACGUUCCUUCCAUCCAAAAAUUUCACUAUUUAAAGGCAGCUUUAAAAGGUGAGGCAUCGCAGCUGAUCGAAUCGAUAGCCAUCAGCUCCGCGAACUAUAACUUGGCUUGGCAAACACUCGUCGACCGAUACGCGAAUGAUUAUCUACUGAAGAAGCGACACUUGCAGGCUCUGUUCGAUAUCUCUUCGGUUCGGAAGGAAUCUGCCGCGUCUCUGCACGCUCUGGUCGAUGAAUUCCAGCGUCAUACUAAAACUUUGGGUCAACUAGGUGAGCCGACUGACUCCUGGAGCAGCAUCCUGGAGCAUCUUCUAUGCACUAAACUUCCUAGCGACACACUGAAAUCCUGGGAGGAUCAUGCAUCAACGAAUAAUCAACCAAACUACGACUGUUUGAUCGAAUUUCUACAGCGACGAAUGCGAGUCUUGGAGUCCGUCAUGGUUAACCAUCAUCAGCCACCAUCCGUUCCAUUUGUGUCCACGUCUACGUCCAAGAAGUCGUCCAACUUUCGCUUGUCAUCUUGCGCUUCCACAUCCAGGCCUGAAAGCAAAUGUCCUGCUUGUAACCAGGAACAUCCGCUAAUGAAAUGUGCAAAAUUCAACCGAUAUUCUCCAACCGAACGGCAGCAAUUCGUGUCUGCUAAACGACUGUGCCACAACUGCUUGAAAAGCGAUCAUAUCGUUCGAAAUUGUCCUUCGAAUUACAAUUGCAAGCACUGUAAUAAGCGUCAUCACUCCAUGCUGCACUCCAGUGAAAAUUCUAGGUCAGCAAAUGAACCAACCGUCGUUCAUACGUCUAUGCCGACUCAAGCGGUUCAGCCCAUCGACAAUAAUGGAUCCCAAUCUUUCAUGGCAUCAGCGGAGAGUGUUCACAGAGUUGUUGCUAGUACUGCUGCGCCGCAGCCUCGAGAAGAUGUCUUUCUAUUAACUGCGUUGGUUAAGAUUAUUGAUGCUUACGGUCAGGACCAUACAGCUCGUGCUUUACUCGACAGUGCUUCCCAGCCUAAUCUCAUUACUGAUCGUUUGGCACGCAGUUUGCAUCUGAAGAGAAGUCCAGUGAACGUGACUAUCCAGGGAGCAGGCAAUCUCUCCAAGAGGGUGCGUGAAACAAUUUUCGCUCGCAUCAAGUCCCAGAAUGAUCAAUUUGAAUGCGGGAUCGAGUUUUUACUGAUGGAUACGGCUACUGCAGAUCUUCCUGCGCAGGACAUCUCCGUUCAUGAUUGGCAAAUUCCGCAGAAUUUAGUGUUAGCAGAUCCCCUGUUCAACAAGAGCCAGCAGAUUGACAUGGUACUAGGCGCAAAACAUUUCCAUUCAUUCUUCCCUAGCACAGCUCGUCUCCGGAUGGCCGAUAAUCUUCCGAUUCUGGUGGACAGCGUAUUUGGUUGGGUCGUCACAGGCUCAGCUACCACGACACACCCCGCUCAGUUGCAGUCCUCAAAUCCUAGUAUCGUUGCUGUUUCCAUGCUGACACUGGAGGAGAGUAUGGAACGAUUCUGGAAAACCGAGGAAUUAACCGUCAACAAUAACUACUCCAUCGAAGAGCGCUACUGUGAAGAUUUCUAUCAAUCUACGACAACACGAGACGAGUCGGGGCGCUACAUCGUUCGUCUGCCACGAAAGCCCGACUUUGAUGCUAUGUUAGGAGAAUCUAAAACCUGUGCACUUCGCUGUUUCUCUCAGCUUGAACGGCGACUCGACCGCGAUGAAACAUUGAAGAAGGAAUACCAUAAAUUCAUAGAGGAGUACCUCUCCCUUGGCCAUAUGCGACUGGUCGAGCCGGACGACGGAAAUCACUCCCACACGUUUUAUCUGCCCCACCACCCUGUCCUGAAGGAAGAUAGUACGACUACCAAAAUUAGAGUGGUAUUUAACGGUUCAGCUCGUACUUCGACCGGCUUCUCUCUUAAUGAAGCACUUUGUGUGGGUCCGGUGGUUCAAGAUGACCUCCUUUCAAUUGUUCUUCGGUUCCUCACUUACCCUGUGGCUGUCGUCGGAGACAUAGAAAAAAUGUACAGGCAGAUUCUACAUCAUCCUGAUGACCUCGCUUUGCUACGCAUUCUGUUCCGGUUUUCGAAGGACGUCCCUGUCCAGACUUACGAGCUUCUAACCGUGACUUACGGUUUAGCUCCAUCAUCUUUUUUGGCUACACGAACCCUUCAACAACUUGCAAACGACGAAGGCUCUGCAUACCCCUUAGGGGCCCCCGCGCUGCGCAAAAAUUUCUACAUGGACGACUUUAUCGGAGGAGCGAACACGGUACAGGAAGCUAUCCAGCUCCGAGAAGAGUUGUCUGAAUUAUUAACCAAAGGAGGAUUCAUCUUGAGGAAAUGGACUUCGAAUCGGUUAGAAGUUUUGCAGGGGCUGAGGAACGAUCAGAUCGGCACACAAUCCAGUGUCCAAUUCAUCCCAGACGAGUCUGUGAAAACGCUUGGGAUCUGGUGGGAGCCAGAGUCCGACCAACUUCGGUUUGAUUCUCCAAUACUACAACGUUAUGAAGCUCCUACGAAACGAUCCAUCUUGUCUGACAUCGCUAGGCUUUUUGAUCCGCUCGGCCAGAUUGCACCUGUCGUCGUCACAGCGAAAAUCAUGAUGCAGGAAUUAUGGGCACUCUCCUGCGACUGGGACGAACCAGUACCUCACUCCAUCCAGCUGAAAUGGGAAAACUUUCGACGAGAGCUACCAAAGAUUGCAACCUAUCGAAUCGACCGGUACGCGUUUCUACCCGAGGCCACCGUAGAGCUACAUACGUUCGCUGAUGCUUCCACUGCUGCAUACGGAGCCUGUACGUACGUUCGAUGUGAAAAUGCUCUGGGUAUCGUUAAAGUCCGGCUACUAGCUUCGAAAAGCAAGGUGGCUCCACUAAAAAGGCUCACAAUCGCUCGUCUAGAACUUUGCGCUUGCGUAUUGGCAGCUCACCUGUAUCAUCGCGUAAAGGAAUCAAUAAACAUUUGUGUCUCGGCUUCCUAUUUCUGGUCUGAUUCUGCAGUUUGCUUGUACUGGCUUCGCGCACCACCCAGUUCCUGGAAAACUUUCGUUGCGAACAGGGUGUCAGAAGUACAACACCACACACAUGGCGGGAAAUGGAAUCAUAUAUCCGGAUCGGAGAACCCUGCAGAUCUCGUUUCACGCGGGAUGUCAGUCGAAGAAUUCGUAAAUAGUGAAGCCUGGAAGUAUGGUCCAUCCUGGUUGGUUCAACCGCAUCAGCUUUGGCCAAUUUGUCAUCUGCCUACAGUCCCCGAAGAAGUACCUGAGAAAAAAUGCGUAGCUGCAUCGGUUCAAACGACACCUGGCAUCAACCCAUGGUUUAUACGGUGGUCCUCCUAUAAUCGAUUACUCCACAUCAUCGGCUACUGCCUGCGUUUUUCGGAAAGAACUCGAUCAAAAACCAGAACCCAGCCACGUACACCUCUUUCAGAUAACGACGUUGAUCGACAGUCGCUCACUGUCAAAGAAAUUGCUAAUGCCAAUACCCUUCUAGUGCGCUUAGCUCAGCAGGACGCAUUCCGUAAUGAAAUCAAGGAGCUUGAGCGAGGAAAUUCUGUUGCCAAAAGUUCACCUAUUCGUCGUCUCAUGCCAUUUGUAGACCCAGAGAGAAUUUUGCGAGUUGGAGGUCGGCUUAACCUUUCUCAGCUUCCAUACCAAUCGAAACACCCUGCCCUCCUCCCAAAGAACCAUCCGUUCACUCGGCUUAUCGGCGAGAACUACCAUCGAAAGCUUGUCCACGGCGGCGGGCGUCUUCUUCUGUCAACGAUUCGCGAGGAAUAUUGGCCCUUGAAUGGUCGUCACUUGGUGAAAAGCAUCGUACGAAACUGCUUCCGCUGUUCACGCCAGCAUCCCGUUCCCGAGCAGCAACAAAUCGGUCAGCUGCCUAGUUCUAGAGUCAGCCCAAGUCGCCCAUUCUCACAUACGGGUGUGGACUAUGCAGGUCCACUCUACAUAAAACCCGUUCACAAGCGUGCAGCCCCUGCCAAGGCUUACCUUUGUGUAUUCAUAUGCUUCUCAACAAAAGCUGUCCACCUAGAGCUGGUUGGGGACCUGUCCACCCCAGGAUUCUUAGCUGCUUUGCGUCGAUUCAUUUCGAGACGGGGAACCCCGGCGCACAUAUAUUCCGACAACGGAAAAAACUUCGAAGGAGCCAAACGCGAACUGGCGGAAUUGUUCGCAAGAUUCAGGAGCGAAGUUGAGCAAAGCAAAAUCUCAUCUGCUUGUUCAGAGGAAGGAAUCGUGUGGCAUUUGACUCCCCCUAAAGCACCAAACUUCGGGGGCCUGUGGGAGGCGGCUGUGAAGACCGCCAAGAGACAUUUGUUUCGGCAAUUGGGUAGUACACGCCUUAGUUUCGAGGACUACUAUACGAUUCUGCACCAAAUUGAAGCGGCUAUGAACUCACGUCCUCUGUUGCCGAUGUCCGAUGAUCCCAACAACCUUGCUGCAUUGACACCGGGGCACUUCCUUACCGGAUCAUCGCUUCAAGCCUUGCCCGACCCAGAUCUUCUACACACUCCAGUGAACGCCCUCGACCAUCUCCAAAGACUGCAACAACACGUCCAGAAAUUUUGGUCACACUGGCGAUCAGAAUAUCUGCAGGAGCUGAUAAAGGAUACGAAACGUGCUGCUCGAAACGACGAGAUCCAACCAGGCCGCAUGGUAAUCCUGGUAGAUGAAAUGCUGCCAGCAAUCCGUUGGCCACUAGCCCGCAUCAUACAAAUACACCCUGGAAGCGACAAUUUGACACGCGUGGUAACUUUGCGUACAGCAAAAGGAACCAUAACAAGGCCAAUCACGAAGAUCUGCCUGCUACCAGUUCCGGAAUCGACUCCCGAGGAUGAGCAACUGGAUGUUCCAGCCAUCAAUCACCAUCCUGAGCAACAAGAAUAA